GGACAGUCCGACAGUGGAAUGGUGAAUAAGAUAAGCUCCUUUGGAAUGGACACCGCAGAAGCCUUGGGUCAUGGGCUAUGGCUGAGCCCAAUAACACUUGCGUUGUUUGUCGCGAUGUUCAUUCUGCUUGGAGUGCUUGUUGUUUUGAUGGUGCCUGGUGAAGGAGAACCUGAACCUGAAGAUGGCGAACGAGAACCUGCAAUGGAGCCAUUGACAUCACCGUACCCAAUGAACAACCGUUCACUGGGACAUGUCUUUGCAAAUGUCUUCGCAGACCCUAUGUUCAAAGUGGAAGGCAUGCUGGUUUGGAUGUACCAUAGGUGUGAAGGAAGAGUACGCCGUGGAAACAAGCGUGUCCUCAAUGGGUUUCGAAUGGAGACUUUGCAGCAAAUGGUCAAGGUUUGCUGUGAUCUUGCAGGUAUGACUGCAUCGGAAUCGCAGAAUAUGAUGGACAAUGUGGUAGCAAUGACAGAUCUCUCUGAUGAUGAUCAAUCUCCGAGAGCUCAUUUGUCGAUGGAUGAGAAGCAGGUCGAGAUCCAGCAGGCUUACCAAGCAUUUCAAGUUGGACUGGACUUGGUGCGACAGAUGAGACGAGCAGAAGCAAGACACAGUGAAAAUGCAGAUGGAGGAACAAACAAUGAAGAAGCCAACAACGAACAGAUGGAUCAAAGUAGCUCAGGAUCAGAAGGUCUUCCAGUACGUCUGAGGAGGUACUUACACAUCUCCUUGGAAGAGGCAUCUGAUCCAGACUUAUGGAUGGAGAUCCAUCAUGGAAAUGACGAUGAGAUGGAAAACGAAGACUGA
Cladocopium goreaui is the source of this 804-nucleotide messenger RNA. NCBI's taxonomy places the organism in Eukaryota, Dinophyceae, Suessiales, Symbiodiniaceae. The record is from the annotation of a GenBank genome assembly.